AUGCGCUCCAAGAUAGUUAUCGGAACUGUCCUAGUAUUGUGGGCAGUAUUGACUUGGCUGUUUGGUCAUCUGUACCAAGAGUUAUUAAAUGUGUAUGAGCAGUCAGACUCAUUGAUAGACUCCGACUACUCAUGGUGCUUUCGGCUGCUUCUAAAUUUAGUCGGAUAUUCCACAGUCCUGGUGCCUGGAUAUAUGCUUUACAAGUACCUGGAGAAAACGAAUUAUUUUGAUAAAAUUACAAACAAGACAUGGCUCUCGCGAGUCCUGUUCGCGUGCUUUGGAGAGCCUGGUGAGAAGCUACCGGAAGCUGUCAAACCCGCCAAGGUGAAUGACACUCGUGAAGGAUUUGAACUAGUGUUCUGCUUCGUCGGUCUAAUGGGCGCUUACCUAGUAUGGGGACUGCUGCAGGAGAAAAUUAUGACACAGAACUACGUGAUGGCAGACGGCAGCCUGGUGCGGUUCAACGACUCGCAGCUGCUGGUGUUCAUCAACCGGCUGCUGGCCUUUCUGAUCGCGCUGGGCCGCCUUCUGUGGACCGGUCAGCCAAUCAUCGCGGCUCCACUCUACAAGUUUUCCUACUGUUCGCUCACUAACAUUAUCAGCGCCUGGUGCCAAUACGAGGCGCUUAAGUUCGUCAGCUUCCCCACCCAGGUGCUUUCCAAAUCCUGUAAAGUGAUCCCAGUGAUGCUCAUGGGCAAGUUGAUCUCGCGUAACAAGUACGAGAUGUACGAGUACGUGACCGCGAUUCUCAUCUCCGUCGGUAUGGUGCUCUUCAUGUACGGCAGCCACGAUGAUUAUGCAGUGUCUGCCGCGACGACCGGUUCGGGCGUGGCGCUGCUGGCGCUGUACAUGGCAUGCGACAGCUUCACGUCGUCGUGGCAGGCGGCGCUGUUCGCGCGCCACUCGCCGCGGCCGCUGCAGAUGCUCGCCGCCGUCAACCUGUGCUCGCUGGCGCUCACCGCCGCCGCGCUGCGCCACCACGCGCGCGUCCGCGACCGCACGCGCCUGCUGCAGCACCCAGUGUUCGUGAUGGACUGCCUGCUACUGUCUCUGAGCUCAGCGGUGGGACAAAUGCUGAUCUAUCGCACCAUCGCUCGCUUCGGGGCAGUUGUUUUCACCAUUAUUAUGACUCUUAGACAGGCGGUGUCGAUCCUGGUGUCGUGCGCGGUGUACGGGCAGGCGUGCUGCUCGUUACAUAUUACAUGGUGUCGAGCUGGUGUGUACAGUGUGCGGUGUGUGCAGGCGGUGUCGAUCCUGGUGUCGUGCGCGGUGUACGGGCACGGCGUGUCGUGGCGAGGUGCGGGCGGCGUGCUGCUGGUGUUCGCGGCGGCCGCGCUGCGUAUCUACUGCCGCGAGCGCACGCGCCGGCGCGCGCAACUCAUUCGAAGAACGCCGUGA
Parnassius apollo (apollo) is the source of this 1398-nucleotide messenger RNA. The record is from the annotation of a GenBank genome assembly. Lineage: Eukaryota; Metazoa; Arthropoda; Insecta; Lepidoptera; Papilionidae.